Ictalurus punctatus (channel catfish) is the source of this 2174-nucleotide messenger RNA. It is a transcript of the gene gcgrb, whose product is annotated as glucagon receptor b. Bases 532 to 2058 code for a protein of 508 amino acids. Gene Ontology annotation, molecular function: gastric inhibitory peptide receptor activity; peptide hormone binding; glucagon receptor activity. Gene Ontology annotation, biological process: cell surface receptor signaling pathway; adenylate cyclase-activating G protein-coupled receptor signaling pathway. Gene Ontology annotation, cellular component: plasma membrane. NCBI's taxonomy places the organism in Eukaryota, Metazoa, Chordata, Actinopteri, Siluriformes, Ictaluridae. The record is from RefSeq and is a predicted model, not a curated record. The transcript has 15 exons.
AGGGGGCGUGGUUUAGUAAAAGAGUUGCGCUGUCGUCGAUGUUCUGGCGCGUUUGUUUCAGCGGCGCGCGCUGCUUACCCAAAAGCGCACGAGCCGAAACUCAAUCCCAGUGAGAGAAGAAAACAAAACAAAACAAAAAGAAAGAAAGAAAACUUCCCGCGGUGAACUUUCUGAUUUAUUGUUUUUAAACUUUUUUGUUGGAAGAUUUCCUUUUCGUGUGUGUGUGAGUGUGUGUGAGUGAGUGAGAGCGUGUGUGUCGGAUUACGAACGCCGGAGUUUCUCUGUCUGGCGCGCGCACGGAGGAGGACGAUGAACGAUCGCACGCGGCGGGUUCAGGAGCCGCAGUGCCUCUGAGGUAGGCUACAGAGUGAUGUCACAAUGCCAUCAUUCUGACGCUGAUAUCGACACCGUAACAGCACUGGUGAAGAAACCGUCUGACGUUCAUCACUCCGCAGCACGGCGUGCCACUCUUACCACUCAGAGGUGCUAUGUGAAAGUGGUAGAGUGAUGAAUUGACUCCCAGCCUGAGGGAUGUCCCUGCGGCUGCUCCUGCUCCUGCUAACCUUCUCCUCGCACACACAGGUCUGUCAGGCUCUGAAGGAGUUGCGGGAGCAAUGGGCCAUCUACAGGAAUGAGUGCAUUCAGAGUUUCAGCAGCAGCCCAACUGCUACAGGUUUGGUGUGUAACAGGACUUUCGAUCAUUACACGUGUUGGCCCGAUGGCUCGCCUGGCUCCAUCGUUAACGUUUCCUGUCCGUGGUAUCUGCCGUGGUAUCGCAAAGUUAAGCAGGGUAAAGUGUAUCGAGCGUGUGGUGUCGACGGUCGAUGGGCCGACAGUAAAAACACCACAGAAUGUGACGAGAACGAUGACGGACUGGAAGAGUAUUGGCAGAUUAUAAGUAAAUUCAGGGUCAUGUAUACAGUGGGUUACUCGCUCUCUCUGGCAGCUUUGGUCCUUGCGCUUGGAAUCCUCGCAGCCUUCAGGAAAUUACACUGCAUGAGGAACAGCAUCCACAUGAACCUGUUUGGCUCCUUCAUCCUGCGCGCCGUGUCCAUCUUGGCGAAAGACGCGCUGCUGGAUCUGAUCAACACCUCCCAGACAGAACGAUACCGCUACCAGGACCAGAGCUCGUUCGAUGUCAAGAUAACUGUGGGAUGUCGGGUCGCCAUGGUGAUGAUGCAGUACAGCGUGAUAGCGAAUAACUACUGGCUGCUGGUGGAGGGUUUGUACCUGCACAGCCUCCUGGUCAUAACCGUCUUCUCGGAGAGAAACUACUUCUACGUGUACCUGUGCAUCGGCUGGGGUGUGCCGGUGAUAUUCGUGUUGCCAUGGGUGACACUGAAGUAUCUGUAUGAAAAUGAUCUAUGCUGGGAGAAGAAUGUAAACAUGGGCUACUGGUGGAUCAUCCGCUCGCCCAUCCUGUUCGCCUAUCUGAUUAAUUUCUUUAUAUUUAUUAGAAUUAUAAAGAUCCUGAUGUCCAAACUUAAGGGUCAUCAGAUGAGGUACACGGAUUAUAAGUUCAGAUUGGCUAAAUCCACACUUACACUGAUUCCACUGUUGGGGAUUCAUGCCAUCCUCUUCACCUUCGUCAUCGAUGAGUCCGUGAACAGAGAAUCUCUGUUGCGGCUUGUUCGCCUCUUCUAUGACCUGUUCUUCAGCUCCUUCCAGGGCUUGUUGGUGGCCAUUUUGUACUGCUUUGUCAACAAAGAGGUACAGAACGAGAUGUUCAAGCGAUGGAAGCGUUGGAAGCUUGGGAAAGACAUAGAGGAGGAAUACCGCAACACACACAGCCAAAUGGCUCAUAACAAGAGCGCUAGCGUCAACGUGGCUUCACCGCCAGAACGUUCAGACACCCCCGAACCUGCAGCGUCAGCCCCGGAGGAGAGCUGCCGGCUCGUGAUUAGCUGUCGGAAUGGAACAGGACUGGCGCAGGGGGCGGGCAGGUCGGGGCUGCAAGAGGGUACCAGUAACUGCAGCUCUCUGACAGAGGACAUCUGCUUAGAGGAGCGAGUUCACAACUCGGACCAUCGAGCCGGGACUAAAGAAUGUCACGUCUGAGGAAACUUUGACCUCUCGAGGUUUUUAAUGAUACGUGUUCCAAAAAAAAGGGUUAAAACAGCUUCUUAAUGAUAGAAUUAUGAAAUAUGUGGUCAAUAAACACACACUAAAAGACA